AUGAAUGGGCAAGCGGAGGUGUCCAACCGAGAGAUUAAGCGAAUUUUGGAGAAGGUGGUGAAUCCACAGAGGAAAGACUGGAGCUCUCAGUUGGGAGAUGCACUAUGGGCGUAUAGGACGGCCUACAAGACCCCGUUAGGGAUGAUUCCCUUCUGGAUCGUCUAUGGCAAGGCAUGCCACCUUCCAGUGGAAAUUGAGCACAAGGCCUAUUGGACGGUGAAGCAAUGUAACAUGGACAUCACCAAGGCAGGUAUAGCCAGAAAAUUGCAACUAGAGGUGCUUGAGUGUCUUAGGAUGGAGGCAUAUGAGAAUGCGCAAAUUUACAAGGAAAAGACUAAGGCAUUUCAUGAUCACCAUAUCCGAAAAAUGGAUUUCCAAGAAGGUGACGAAGUUCUCCUCUACAACUCAAGGCUCAGAUUCAUGCUGGGAAAGCUCCGUUCAAAAUGGGAAGGACCCUUUAAGGUGAAGGAGGUAAAGCCCUAUGGAGUGGUGGAAUUAAUUGACCCUCAAAGUGAGACAACUUUCAAGGUGAAUGGACAUAGAUUGAAGAGGUACCAUGGCUACAAAUCACCAAGGGAAGUGGAGGUGCUCCUGCUUGAGGAUGCACCAAAAAGAGAGGAAGCUUAA
Arachis ipaensis is the source of this 627-nucleotide messenger RNA. The record is from RefSeq and is a predicted model, not a curated record. Lineage: Eukaryota; Viridiplantae; Streptophyta; Magnoliopsida; Fabales; Fabaceae.